CCCGGCCCGCCAGGGCGCCCCCGCCUGCGGCCGCCCAACACCUUGGGUGACUUUUCCCUUGAGGAUGGCGACGUGGGCUCGGGUGCCUGGAGCCCUAGUCGGCCGCUUGCCCACUGCCGGGCACGCCUCCUCCCCUCAGUCCUUGGGGGCGGCUGCUGGCCUGGGCGGGGGCUGCUGGCGCCUCCUCCACUGCAGGGGAGCUUCCCAAACAGACGGCCUGGGAAGGUUUUGGGGUUGCAGGAGGCUCUCUGGGCGGUGGAGUCCCUCUCCAGCCCCUGGCUGUCCCCACAGCGUGUGUGUUGUGAGGGCGUUUUGGAGGGGAAGUGUGACUAUGGAGGAGAGCUAAAGAUACUAUCUUUGAGUCAGGGUUGGAGUAAGAAGCAGACGUUGGCAAGACAAAUGAAACUGAACUGCGAGGCUUCCCCUGGGAGGUUGGAAUCCUGGAGGAAACCAAAGUGUCUGUUGUGGGGGAUGGGAGGAAGAUGAAAGAAGAGACAUCCCGGGGCUGUUAGAUUCCGGAAUGAAUUCGUCCACAGCGUGUGUGUGACAGAGCGUGAGGAACGUGGUGUUCCCGAUGCCUGACCAUGGAGAUGUGAGCCUCCCGCCUGAGGAGCGGGUGAGGGCUCUCUCCCAGCGUGGCAGCGCCAUCGUGGUGAAUGAAGACUUCCCGCCCCGGCGCUACUUCCGCUCUGGAGUUGAGAUGAUCCGAAUGGCAUCCAUAUACUCUAAGGAAGGCAACAUUGAGGAAGCCUUUAUUCUAUACAACAAAUACAUCACACUCUUUAUUGAGAAGUUACCAAAGCAUCGAGAUUACAAAUCAGCAGUCAUUCCUGAAAAGAAAGACACAAUAAAGAAAUUAAAGGAGGUUGCAUUUCCCAAAGCAGAAGAACUGAAGGCUGAGCUAUUGAAACGAUACACCAAAGAAUAUACAGAAUAUAAUGAGAAAAAGAAGAAGGAAGCAGAGGAAUUUGCCCGAAAUAUGGCCAUCCAGCAAGAACUGGAAAAGGAGAAACAGAGGGUAGCACAACAGAAGCAGCAGCGGCUGGAACAAGAGCAGUUCCAUGCCUUUGAGGAGAUGAUCCGGAACCAAGAGCUGGAAAAGGAGCGACUGAAGAUUGUACAAGAGUUUGGGAAGGUGGACCCUGGCCUAGGUGGUCCUCUGGUGCCUGACUUGGAAGGGCCUUCUGUAGAUGUGUUCCCCGCCUCACCUGUCUCACCCACACAGCCUGCAGACUGUAACACAGUUAUAAGACCAGCUAAGCCACCUGUGGUGGACAGGUCCUUGAAACCUGGAGCGCUGAGCAACUCAGAAAAUAUUCCUACAGUUGAUGGAUUACGCCAUGUGGUGGUACCAGGGAGGCUGUGUCCACAGUUUCUCCAGUUAGCCAGUGCCAACACUGCCCGGGGAGUAGAGACCUGUGGAAUUCUCUGUGGAAAAUUGAUGAGGAAUGAAUUUACCAUCACCCAUGUUCUCAUCCCCAAGCAAAGUGCUGGGUCUGAUUAUUGCAACACAGAGAAUGAAGAAGAACUGUUCCUCAUCCAGGAUCAGCAGGGGCUCAUUACAUUGGGCUGGAUCCACACCCACCCCACCCAGACCGCCUUCCUCUCCAGUGUUGACCUGCACACGCACUGCUCCUACCAGAUGAUGUUGCCAGAGUCCAUAGCCAUCGUCUGCUCGCCCAAGUUUCAGGAAACUGGAUUUUUUAAACUAACUGAUCAUGGGCUAGAAGAGAUCUCUUCCUGUCGCCAGAAAGGAUUUCACCCUCACAGCAAGGAUCCACCUUUGUUCUGUAGCUGCAGCCACGUGACUGUCGUGGACAGAGCCGUGACCAUCACAGACCUUCGAUGAGAUGCCUUCUAAGAACCAGAGAGCACAUCAGUGUACUGCAGCCCCCUCCUUUAAGCUUUCCAGGGAGAGAGCUUUGGAAGCUUUUCUUAGACAGAGCACAGAGUAGGGGGCAUCACCUGGGAGAGAACUGAUUUUCUGUUUUUGUUCGAAAAGAAUUCAUUGGAGCAUAUUUUUGAAGCAAGUCUGAAAAAGCAUGACCAUACUAAAGUAACUGUAACCCAAAAAUUAAGUGGAAAAACAGGUAUAACGGACAUCCAUAAACACUUUCUUCUAGAUUCUCCAGCUAACAUUGUUUUCCUCUCAAUGAUUCUUCUAAUUUAUCUGCCAACUUAUUCUUUACCUGUGGACUAAAUCAGGGCAUCUCUGCAGAGAUUUGGAAGCCAUUUAGGAAAUGACUGGAGUUUUUCUGUGCUUUCUGGGCAUGUCAGUGAAGCUGCUACGUGAGGGACAGCUCCCGCCAUCCAUCCAGACGGGGAGACUGACAACCCCUGAAGGGUGAUUGUUUUUAGGAAUCGUUUAUGUAACAAAUGUUUCACGAUAUUUUUCCUCUACAAUAAAAUAACAUUUAACUUA
Molecule: messenger RNA, 2422 nt
Organism: Ochotona princeps (American pika)
Lineage: Eukaryota; Metazoa; Chordata; Mammalia; Lagomorpha; Ochotonidae
Gene: STAMBP
Product: STAM binding protein
Exons: 10
Coding region: 575-1849 (424 amino acids)
Biological process (GO): protein K63-linked deubiquitination
Cellular component (GO): cleavage furrow; endosome
Molecular function (GO): protein binding; metal-dependent deubiquitinase activity; K63-linked deubiquitinase activity
Source: RefSeq, a predicted model, not a curated record